Molecule: messenger RNA, 1714 nt
Organism: Cynoglossus semilaevis (tongue sole)
Lineage: Eukaryota; Metazoa; Chordata; Actinopteri; Pleuronectiformes; Cynoglossidae
Exons: 8
Coding region: 164-1138 (324 amino acids)
Cellular component (GO): membrane
Source: RefSeq, a predicted model, not a curated record
GCCAACAAUUACAAGAGUUAAAUCUAUCCUUUCAUUCCUUAUUGUUAUUAGAACUACUAUUAACACAUUCCCUGUCUCUGAUAAACUGUUGGCAUAUUUCCUCAAACAAACAAAGCGUCAGGAAGAGGAAACAGUCAUUCUCCUCCGCCUCCUCUGUGCAGAGAUGUCUGGUGGUCGUCUUCGCCUCCUGUCCUGCUCCUUCACCUCCGUUGAACUUCUGCUUCACUUUCUACUCCUUCCUACACCUGACGUGGACACUUAUGACUGUCAGAAAGAGUUCCAUAAAUAUGUGGGAGACAGUGUGGAGUUCUUCCCAUGCUCCCCCACCAAGAACCUCACCUACGCACGCUGGGACUUUGGAGAAAUUCAUGCGGAUUGUAUUGACAAUGAACCCCUUCCUCAGAACGUCAUAAAAAUGAGCUGCAAUCAAACCACCUUCAGUUUAACUGUGAGAGAGCUGACACCUGAGAAUUCUGGUGAUUUUAUGUUUAUCUACGAUGUGAAUGGGAAAACUCAACCCAACGUGAUAAAACAUCUAAAGGUUCAUGCUCGUUUAAAGCCUCCAGAAUUAAACGUCAGCUCCACCUGGAAUACCUCAUCUAAUUCCUGUGAAGUUUCGCUCACUUGUAAUUUGACAUCUGAGGACCUUGCCAACUACACCUGGACGGUGAGGAGCAAGACCUCGGUUGGAUCCCUGUUGCGGUACAAUCUAGAACCAGAGGAGGAAGAGAUCCUGUUCAACUGUACGGCUGUCAGUGUCCAAAGUGGAAUGUCUGCCUCCAGUGUAAAAAUAGUGAAGUGCAACGGCAGUGCGGCUGACAAUUUAAAAUCAGUUUCUACAGAGAGCCUCAUCAUGUUGUUGAGCCUGGCUGCAGUUGUGUGCCUGAUAAUCAUUACGUCCAUAGUUGUUUCAGUCUCUGUGAGGCACUGUAGAAGAAAACACAAGGAUGGUGCUGGAAACAACCAAACGGUGUACGCAGAUGUCUCUGAUUUUUCACUUCGCUGUCCAACAGCAACCAUGGGAGUAGCACUGUACGAAACCGUAUCUGAUCCUGGAAGGAGUGGCUCCACUACAGUCGCCAACUCUAUAUAUGACACCGUACAGCUGAGUCGCAUAGUGCAGCCAAACGGCUACUAAAACUUUCAUAAACACCAACACACAAAGAAGAAAGUUAUUCCUGAAGGGCAAAAACAAAUGGAUAAAAGGAACUGUUUUCUUGUCCUUAAUAUAUGUAUAUAUAAAAAAACAAGACAAACAUCCAGUUUUUCCUAAAGUUAUUCUUUUCUUCCUUGGAAUGUUGGGAAAUUCCCACAACUUAAUUACAAUAGUCAUCUACAGCAUUGAUCAUCAACUGGGCCGCCCCGUGGAGAGUCAAUAUUCAGCCGGCUGACCUGUCCAAUCCGGCCCCCGACUGGAUUCCAAAAUUGUGAGGAUAAAUGGUGUGGUCCCCACUAUUAAAGCAACUGGAAAAAAACAAACAACAGCUGAGACCUAAAUGACUAUCAGUAACCGCCAUCUUUUGACUCUAUUUACAUCCUGUUAGUGGGAUUUUUGUUUUAUUUCUUUUGAGGGUCAAACCUGGAGGUGUCUGUCCAGAAAGAUUCUGGGCCUCUGACAAAUGAAGUUGGUGACCGUUGACCUAUGGUUUGUUAGAGUGCUCUCCAUCAUAAUACACUUCCUGUUGUGUUGCUUCAUCACAGUGGCCAUGCAUAA